CUGUAUCAUUCAUUGAAACCAAUCCUGCCAGUGAGUCGAUUGUCAAUUCUCGUUGAGUACACUGCUCCGCUAAGCCCGUCGCUCCGAUAAACAAAAGCUUACACAAAAGCAUUCCUUUCCUUAUGAAAAACAUGCAUUUCGGUUUCGAAAAGGAGCUCGUCGAGUGUUAGUCGUGUCAGAAAGAUGUAACUCCGCGUCGUGAGUGUGAAUUUUGCGCGAAAAAGGUGAUUAGAGUCGAGUGCAAAAUCGAAUCGAAAAAUUUUUAUUCAGCUUUUCCUGCAAAAAAAGGAGGAACGACCCGCUGGCUGGAAGCAGUAUUGGAGCGACAACUGGGCGACACCGGAGACAUUCACCGCCAACAAAUUCGGAACUGUGCGCAGCAAAUCGAAAGAAAGACGAAAGCAGCCCUCCGCUCAACUUCCCAAUCUGUAUAUCGAACCAAAAGUGUGGAGUUCCAAACCGUCAGUGUAUGUGUGCUAGUGUAAACGUAGCAGCAGCAGCAUCAACAACCAAACCAUGCUUAUGCUCGGCUGCCUCGACAAUAAUGGUGUAUGUUGGGGGGUAAUAAAAAAUUAGAAAAUCAGUUAGAAGAAAAGCGGAAAAAGGCAGCUCUCGGGGGAAGUAGUGUUGUGUGUUUUAUCGCAACAAAAGAGUCAUAAAAAGAGUCAUAAGACCAUCUUUGUAUCGGUCCGGUGUAUAGUGCAGAAGAAUCUUUCUCCGGUGCGUGCGCGGCAAAGAACCUGACAAAAAAACGGUUCUGGUUCGCGUUCCGAACGUGGAACUAUGUUAGCAGCUAUUUAUAUUGUGACAGUAGUGCUUUGUUUACAUCACCAAGUGACGUAUGGAGUGACGACAGCAGCGUUGGAUGUGGCAAACAAUGGGUUGAUUUCAUCGGAGCUAUCAGCCGAAAAGUUCACCCGUCGGAAGAAAACCGAAAAAUUGUCCUACCGGGAUGAAGACGAAAAGUUGGAACUUGGCGUCUGCCAGGUCUACAGCGGCACAACCUGUGAAGCAUAUCUCAAGAACCAGACGGUCUUCAUCACACCGGACAUUACAAUGGAAAUACUGGAGGAACGGCUUAAAGCUGCCUAUGGCGUGAUUCGUGAGUCGAAAGACAUGAAUGCCAACUGUCGGGUUUAUGCUCUACCGAGUUUAUGCUAUAGCAUUCUGCCGGUAUGUCAGACACCGGAAAAGACCAAUCACCAAUAUUUUGCGAAUAAACGGGCGGCGGAAGCUGUCAAAAGGUACAAAUCCAAGUCACAUGAGAAAAAAAAUAGUCGCAAAAUGACGAUGAAAGGCACUUCCACGGUGGCCACGACUACAGAGAGACUUAAGGUAUAUUUCAGUGGAGGAGUGACUCCUAGCAUAAAUAUCGUCGAUUUCAACGGAGAUAUUGUAACUGAGAACUCAUUGGAUGACGGUGAACGACGGCGACAACGCAGAUCGAGCAAUCGUAAUUUUCUUCAGCUAAAUACAUACGGCAUCGAUGACCGUUACUUUUCGUCAUUUUCUGCUAACAGUAACAACAAAAAGAAUUAUCCACCAACAAGAAAUACGGAAAAUUUAAGACGCAUUUGUCGCAACGAUUGCGAACUGUUGGAAAAUGAGCUUUGUCAGAAGGAAUACGCAAUAGCCAAGCGACAUCCAACGAUUGGUCAGAAAUUACCUUUGGAAGAAUGCGAUGAUUUACCGCUGCAAAACUCCGUAGAUGGAACUAUUUUGAAUGGGAUUGGUGGUUUGGGAAGCUCUGGCGACAUGGAGUGUAUGAGAUUGGGAAUUGAAAUAGAUGUCAACAAAGAUGAUGACUGUUACUGGGAGAAUGGAUAUAGCUAUAGAGGUAUUUUAGACAAAUCUAACACGGGAAACCCGUGUAUGCGGUGGUCGAAAUUGAUGCGAGAAAUAUCCAACUAUCCUGAGCUUGCUGGACACAACUAUUGUCGAAAUCCAGGUGGAGAAUUAUCAUCUCCUUGGUGUUAUGUUGAUCUCAAAAAGACUAUGGAGCUCUGUGAGAUUACACGGUGCUCGGAAAGGAUGUGGCUCUACAUUAUAGUAGGUUUUGUAGCUUUCUGUACAUUGAUAGUGGUUAUCGUUACAAUAGUAUGUUGUAGGAAAUAUAGGAAGCACGGAGUAUCCAAUAUACAAAAUAUCAACUUACCGAAUGCAGAUAAAAACAUCUAUGGAAACUCCCGACACAAUUCUCCAAUCGAGAUGACCUCGUUGAUCACUAAUCAAAACUCUACCGGUGCCAUCAGUCGAAAUGUAGAGAAUGGAGGUAUUCAAGGAUUGACCACCGGACAGAAUGGAGGCCAAGGUCAAACAUCUCAAUCUAGAAAUAACGGUAUAGCAAGAGUUCCUCAGUACACCCUGCAAGACGUGCGAUUCGUUGAAGAGCUUGGAGAAGGUGCUUUCGGAAAAGUUUACAAAGGUGAACUGACGCAGAAAGAUGGUGAGAAGAUUUUUGUCGCAGUCAAGGCGUUGAAGGAAAAUGCUAGUGCAAAAACGCAGGCAGAUUUCAAAAGAGAGAUAGAGCUGAUUUCAGAUCUUAAACAUGAUAAUAUUGUGUGCAUUUUGGGGGUUGUACUGAAAGAAGAGCCACUAUGCAUGCUUUUUGAAUACAUGGCACAAGGAGAUUUACAUGAGUUCCUGAUUGCCAACUCACCAAAUGAAGGAAAGCAGUUGACACAGCUCCAGUUUCUACUCAUUUCCCAGCAGAUUUGUGAUGGAAUGGAGUAUCUGGCGAGUCAUCACUACGUUCAUCGCGAUCUGGCGGCAAGAAACUGUUUGGUUGGUGAUAAUUUAACAGUGAAAAUUUCUGAUUUCGGACUUUCCCGAGACAUCUACAGUUCAGAUUACUACCGUGUUCAGUCUAAAUCCUUACUUCCCGUUCGAUGGAUGCCGUCCGAAUCUAUACUUUACGGCAAGUUUACCACUGAAAGCGAUGUUUGGUCAUUCGGAGUAGUUUUAUGGGAGAUAUACAGCUAUGGAUUGCAACCGUAUUAUGGCUAUAGUAAUCAGGAAGUGAUCAAUAUGGUCCGAGCUAGGCAGCUAUUACCAUGCCCAGAAGCAUGUCCCAGUGCAGUUUAUUCUCUCAUGGUGGAAUGCUGGCAUGAGCAGGCCGUGCGCCGUCCAACGUUCCCUGAAAUAGGACAUAGAUUAAAAAUUUGGUAUCAAGCACAAAAGAGAACUGAGCAAAAUGAGCAAAGUUUCAAUCGCAAAGGAUCCGUCUUAAGUGUCAACAAUCAACGAAUGUCAUCGCAGGGAAAUUUGAAUGCUAUCACACCCUCGUCUUCAUCCAGUCAUCAGUCAUUGAGCCGGAACCCUCAGAUCGAAACCCGAGAUCAGCCACAACCUCAUCAACAUCCGCGCAAGCAUCAUCACUCUCUAGAACGAGAGAAAAUUCUUCGCACAAGUCAGCAACAGUCUCAGCAGCAGCCUCACCAUCAUCAUUCUCGAUCUCAUCAUCACCACCACAACUCACUUGAGCGUUCCAACAGCUCUAAAAUGGAAGAAUCUGAACAGUAUGAAACUCAAAGUAAUCGUAGCUUCUAUCACAAUUCGGGCACAAGUCGUAGCAGUAAGAGCAUUCAUUCGAUGCAAGAUCAGUGUCAACUACCACAACAACAAGUACCGCAUCAACAUCAUCCCGCACCACAAGCCUACAAAAAUUUUAGCCUACCUCGAAAAAGUAUAGACAGUAAUCUAGAAUUCGGGGAUGGAGAUACAACUGCUGCAAGUAGUCCCGGCACGGGUUACUCAAACCGCGAGUCCAAACGUCCUCCCAAAGAUCCUCACCGUCAUCAUCACCACCAUCACCACCACGGAUCAGGUCGAAGCCGACGGAUGGACAACUCUUCCGGGACUAUGUCUAUAUCGUCGUUGAAUAGUGAGGCUGACCUGAACCAACAGAUCCAAAUGAUACCAAAGAAUAGUACCCAGUCUCUGGCACAGCCACAAAUGAAUCGAAAACCUAGCAGCAGUGGUAGCAUCCUUAGCGUAGCCAGUGAAUCGAAUAGUUCCUUUGGUGGCAACAUGAACUUUACCAAUUUAGCAGUGACUCCGUCAAACGAAAACUCAGUGGCACCUACCGGUCCUACCGGAGGGCUCCCGUUAAUGCAGAGCUCUUUCCAUGAAGGUUAAAACUCAAUGCGAGACUUGUUUUUAACUUUUAAUUUAUAACACAGUGCAUGCAUUUAACGUAGUACUUAAGGUAGAGGAAGAGACAACAGGAAGAAGUACGUUUUUAGAUAAGCAAAAAGGAAAGUGGUUUUUAUUCCAGCUUAGGGAUAGGCAUGCAUAGGACAAAUGGUUCGCAAAUAUCGAGCGCUACAUAGAUAGACUACAACGAGAUGGGCUGAUUUUAUCUCAAUGUGUAACGGUGAUCUCUUAUUUGGACUUCUAGGUGACAAAGUGGAUGACUGCUUUUGUUUGUUCUUGUCAGGAAGUAAAGAAACAAAUUUAAGUAUUAAUUUCAAGCACAUCACAAAACGGAUUCUUGCUUGAAGACUGAUUUAAACUAUUUAUAUCAUACAUUUCAUCCCUAAUCCGAGUUUAUCGAAAAUAAACAUAAAUAUAGCUAUAACAAGCAAUCAUUAUUGAUUCCUUUAAUCAAAAUAUCUGUUUGAAUGUCAUUAAACUUUUAUUUAUGUGUGCAAGGUCAGCCAUCCCAAACAUAUUCUCAUCUUUUAUGAGCUAAACUUAACACAAAAUGAGGCAUGAUUAAGUGUCUAAAUGAAAUAAAUAUAAGUAUUACCGGA
Molecule: messenger RNA, 4754 nt
Organism: Aedes aegypti (yellow fever mosquito)
Lineage: Eukaryota; Metazoa; Arthropoda; Insecta; Diptera; Culicidae
Product: tyrosine-protein kinase transmembrane receptor Ror
Exons: 7
Coding region: 784-4137 (1117 amino acids)
Biological process (GO): cell surface receptor protein tyrosine kinase signaling pathway; positive regulation of kinase activity; multicellular organism development
Cellular component (GO): signaling receptor complex; membrane
Molecular function (GO): transmembrane receptor protein tyrosine kinase activity; protein binding; ATP binding
Source: RefSeq, a predicted model, not a curated record